Nilaparvata lugens (brown planthopper) is the source of this 1652-nucleotide messenger RNA. Its product is annotated as inactive pancreatic lipase-related protein 1-like. The record is from RefSeq and is a predicted model, not a curated record. The coding region runs from base 161 to 1522 and encodes 453 amino acids. Gene Ontology annotation, molecular function: lipase activity. NCBI's taxonomy places the organism in Eukaryota, Metazoa, Arthropoda, Insecta, Hemiptera, Delphacidae. The transcript is spliced from 11 exons. Gene Ontology annotation, biological process: lipid metabolic process.
GAAUAUGAUGUAUGGUUAUCUUGAAUAAUGGUGGGGGAAGCCAGAAAUCGCUUAAAUGAGAAACAGUUGAAGGUUAAAUAUUUCAAGGGUCCACAUUUGUCGUCUCUUGAACAGACAGAGUACUUGGUGGUGCGGAGAAUUCCUCAUCCACCUAGCAGUCAUGCAGUGUUCAUUCUUAUUUCUUGCCUCAUGCAUUCUCAGUGGACUGAAAGAACUGUUCAAAGAUGAGGUGUGCUACGAAAACGAAAAAGUCGGCUGCUUUAAGACAGGGUACCCGUGGAGAUCACUAACAGCACGACCGUUCUUCCCUCCACCACAGAGUCCAUCGGUUGUCAAUGUCACUGUCACCGUCUUCACCAGAAAUACUGGGCCUACAAUUGAAGACGGACAUAUGGUGGAUAUUGGGAAUAUAAUCGGUUUCAAUGACAGAGAUUUUGACGCAGCACGUAACAAGACUUUCUUCAUCAUACAUGGAUUCAUUGAUACAGGGAAAAAGGAUUGGUUGAGGAUUAUGAAGGACGAACUUCUGAAAAAGGAAGAUGCAAAUGUUUUUAUUGUGGGUUGGGGAAGAGGUUGGUUCGAUAUCAUUCAUUAUCCACAAGCUGCAUCGAACGCAAGAGUUGCAGGAGCUGUGUUAGCCAGAUUCAUCGAGCAUUUAAAUAGUGAAUACAACCUUCCGCUAGACAAAAUCCAUCUGAUUGGCCACAGUCUCGGAGCACAUGUUGCCUCUUACGCAGCUAAACGUAUGAAAGGAAUUGGGCGAUUAACAGGUUUGGACCCGGCUCAGCCUGGCUUUGAAGACACGCCAAUUGAAGUGCGAUUGGAUAAAACAGAUGCACUAUUUGUGGACGUUUACCAUACUGACAUGCGACCAUUUUUCCCAUUAGGAGGAUUUGGAAUGAUUAAUCCUGUCGGUGAUGUUGAUAUCUAUUACAAUGGUGGCUACUAUCAGCGCGGAUGUGGUGCAAUCCCUUUACUUGUGAAAAUUAGAAAUUGGGAUGAUAUUGCAAAACUAUCAAACAAUGCGUAUUUGGUAUGUUCUCACAUACGUGCUUAUCAGUACUUCACAGCAUCAAUCAAUAGUAAAGAUUGUCAGGUCUGGGCUGGUAAAGUCAAGAUGCCGGAUAAAAAUCGUAUCACGUCUGCGACGUUUGGUAGUCAACCGGUUUACUCUUUGGUGAAGACUUGUUCCUUGAAAACGUGCACUGUAGCAGGCUACAAAGCUGAUACACCCGGCCUGCCAAGAGAGGGCGUAUUCUCCGCUAUUACUGUUCUUAAAGAUCCUCCAUAUUGUGAUCCCAAUCAUGGGGGCAUGAUUGUGGAUAAGAACAUUUUGAGCAAGAUGGAAAGAUAUACAGAGGAUGAGUCAACAAUCGAAAUAUCAUCUGAGAUUCCCCAGGUGGCAACUAUGGAAAACGAUGACAUGGAUGAACAGGCUGAUGAUUUUAUGUUCACAUCUGAGUCAGGAAGUCAGUACUUCAAUGAAGAUGAUUUGUAUGAAAUAGUCACAAGUAGACAUUGAUGCAAUCUUCCCACUCUCGCAUCUUCAGAAAUUGCGCUUUUUAUAGAAGGCAUCAAGCAGGAUACUGAAGAAAUGUUAUUGAUGACAAUUGAAUAAAAAUUAACCAUUAAAGAAAUCACGAAGCAAUGUA